Messenger RNA from Mercurialis annua (annual mercury), 1629 nucleotides. RefSeq lists its product as uncharacterized. Gene Ontology annotation, molecular function: zinc ion binding; nucleic acid binding. The record is from RefSeq and is a predicted model, not a curated record. NCBI's taxonomy places the organism in Eukaryota, Viridiplantae, Streptophyta, Magnoliopsida, Malpighiales, Euphorbiaceae. The transcript has a single exon. Bases 1 to 1629 code for a protein of 542 amino acids.
AUGGAAGACUCUCUGCUGAAAGAACAGCGGCACACGGUGGAGGAUGACAGAUCCACCAAAAAGGCGCGUUUUAGGGAUGGGGAAGGUGAGGACAAUCCCACGGGGGCCAUGUCCUUUCGAGAUAAAGUCUUACAGACUGAGAGGACUCGUGAAGAUUCGAUUGCUGGGGAUUUUGAUGACUUUGAGGUGGAGGAAGAUGAUAUUACGAUAUGCAGAGGUGAGGGUAUGCCGAAAAUUAGUUUCUCGGAGAAGGUUAAAUCUGAACUUUCAAAGCAAUGGAGAUUAACUGUGAUUGUCAAAUUACUUGGGAGACCUAUUGGGUACAGGAAUUUAUGCAAUAGACUUGAGACGAUGUGGAAUUUUGUGGAAAGAUUUGAUGUCAUUGAUCUAGAGAACAAUUAUUUCCUGGUCAAAUUCAGAAAUGGACAGGAUAUGCAGUCUGUGAUUACGGGUGGUCCGUGGGUGAUGCUUGGGCAUUAUCUCUCUGUGGAAGCUUGGCAUCCUGAAUUCGAUUGCACUAGUGAUCGAAUUCGGUUUAUUAAUGCGUGGAUUAGGCUUCCUCGUAUGCCAAUUCACUAUUAUAAUAAAAAAGUUUUACGACAUAUUGGUGCCAUGGUGGGAAAAGUGAUCAAGAUUGACUAUUGCACGGAAGCAGCGGAGAGAGGAAAAUUUGCAAGAAUUGCAGUUGAAUUGGAUCUUAACAAACCUCUAGUGUCUCAAUUUAGGCUUGAUGGAAAUGUUCAGUUCGUCGAAUAUGAAUGUUUACCCCGAAUUUGUUUCGAAUGUGGUAAAUUUGGCCAUGUUAAGGAAUCUUGCCCUAAGUUGAUCAAAACGACCGGUACCUCAAAUCCGAUCAGCAUGGCUGCCGCUGACAAAGUUGAUAGGGGGAAUGACGAAGGUAGCAAAGAAGGAAACCCUAGUUUUGGCCCGUGGAUGAUGGUGGGUAGAAAAGGAAAGGUUGGAGGUAGUAACAGUAAUUUCCGAAAUGGUCAACAUUCUAAAUCAGUUAAGGAAAAUAAUAUCCCUGGAUCAAGAUUUGAUGUUUUAAAUUCAGAAGAAGUUGAGAUUCUCCAAGAGGUAAAUCAUUCGCCAAAUCUGUUAGCUAAUAAUGUGGAUUCCACCACAAUCAAGGCAGCGAAUAAUGCUAUUAGAGAGCCCAUGUCAAAUAGAAAUCCCCAUGCUAAAAAUGUCCAACAUGCCCCUGAUCAGAGAAAUGCUUCUAAUGCCCCCAGAAAAGCCCUUGCUGAUGUGGCUAACAUUAAAGCCCAACUGGAGACAAAGAAAUUCAUAGUGUCUAAAGCCCAAACCUCCCUUGAUAAUAACAAACAUUCAGUUGUCAAUGUGACUUUUAACAAUCAAAGACAACCUGUAGAUAACUCUGAAAGGUCUAAUGGGCAACAUUACGAGAGUGACAUGAUGAUUGAUACUAACCAGUUAAUGGAACCGGAUCCCCCGGAUGAUAGACAUACUGAUCCUGCUAACAAGGAAAAUAUGACAUCAAGCUUUUAUUUGGAGAAUGUUGGCGAAGUAGCUCCAAUGGAUACUAUGGUUAUUGAAGGCUUGGACUCAAGUGAAGGGGAUGUCCAGAGUGAUGAUAAUAUGAAUGGGAUGGAUGUUGUGGUUGAUUGA